GUCAACACCGUUCCCUCCAAGCAGAAAUGUCAAAAUGGCGUCAACGCAGGACGCUUGGUAUAUUUCUUUACUUGGUUUAGCGGAACAUUUCCGCACAUCAAAUCCUCCUGACAUAAAAAGUUGUAUUCAAUGUUUACAAGCUGUAUUUAAUUUCAAGCCACCGCAAAGAGUUGAAGCCAGAACACAUUUACAACUUGGGAAUAUCCUUUUGACACACACUAAAAACAUCGACUUGGCGAGAACUCAUUUGGAGCAAAGUUGGUGUUUAUCGCAGAGCAUUAAUGGAUUCGACGAUGUUAAAUUUGAAGCCGCUAGUGUGCUUGCGGACCUAUUUGAACAGCAGGGUCAGCCAACACAUUCUAAACCUAUAUUACGAAAAGCGAUUGAAUUGUCACAGCACAGUGUAUAUUGGCACUGCAGGCUAAUAUUCCAACUAGCACAAAUCCAUGCCACUGAGAGAGAAUAUGAGGUAGCGAGUAGUUUACUGGGUGUUGGUGUAGAUUAUGCACAGAUAUCAAAUGCAGCAUACACAAGGGUACUGUUUUUACUAAGUAGGGUAAUGUUAUUACUAAUAGACAAGAAGAUACAGGAAGUGUUGCCACUUUUAAAUCAAGCCGGUCAUCUGGUUGAAUCAUGGGUUGGCAGUCCACAUCAGAAGGAGUACCUCAAAGUGUUCUUUCUAGUUUUACAAGUAUGUCACUAUUUAAUGGCGGGACAAGUAAAGAGUGUGAAACCUUGUUUAAAGCAAUUACAACAAAGCAUCCAGACAAUUAUGGCACCAACAUGGCCUGAUGAUGAUGCGGUGUGCGGCGGCGCGGGCGCGGGCGGGGCGGGCGCGGGCGGGGCGGGCGGCGGCGAGUCGUUCGUGUGGCUCUCGCGGCAGCAGCUCUACGUGCUCGUGUACCUCGUCACCGUCAUGCACUCGGCGCAGGCCGGCUACAUGGACAAGGCGCACAAGUACACGGAGAAGGCGCUCGCGCAGAUCGACAAGCUCACUUCUGCAGGCGACGACACCAACUCGAUAGCGAGCGGGCAGUCGGCGGGUCGCGCGGGGCGCGGCGGCGCGGCGCUGGCGUGGCGGCUGCGGGUCGCGCUCGUCGAGCACGCGGCGCUGUGCCGCCUCGUGGCCGGCGGCAAGGCGCACGCGCUGCACGAGAUCGCGCGCGCCGCGCACCUGCUGCGCCACCCGCCCAACGCCCAGUGCGCAGCGGCGCACACCCCGCAGCUCCACUGCCUGCUGGGCCUGUACGCGAUGUCCAUGAACUGCAUGGAGGCCGCCGAAGCGCAGUUCCACACCGCUAUACAUAUGUCACAAGAAAGAGAUCUAUGGAUGUUUGCAAAACUGAAUCUAGCAAUUGUAUAUUUAAGAGGACGAAGAGAUAAUGAUUUAGCUCAAAUUAUGGAACAGGUACGACCUGAAGCGUUACCUGCGUACGCGCACGGUUUGCGCGCCGCUUCAUACUACGUUCUGGGGCUACAAGCCUUUUUCCAAGCGCGGUAUAAUGAAGCCAAACGGUAUUUAAGAGAAACGCUCAAGAUGGCGAACGCGGAGGACCUCAACCGUCUCACGUCGUGCUCGCUCGUGCUGCUCGGGCACAUCUUCCUGUCGAUCAACAACUCGAGAGAGAGCAUGAACAUGGUGACCCCGGCUAUGCAACUCGCUAGUAAAAUACCUGAUGUGCACGUGCAAUUGUGGGCUUCGGCUAUAUUGAAAGACCUAUACCGGCUAGCGGGGGACACGGAGCGCGAGAACGAAGCGUACCAGAUGCACUGCAACUUCUCGCAGGCGCUGCUCAAGGAUCACUUCCAGGCGACGCAGCUGCCGCAGCACGCGCUCGUGCACUGGACCAGCGGGCCUCCGCCCGCGUUACCCGCGCCCCCUGCAGCCCCGCCUGCUCCAGCGCCUGGUGUGUCGCACACGUAGGAGUCGUGAAAGUGAUAGUGAUAGUGAAAGUGCAGUUAUGGACUCAUGCAGUACCCUCAUUCCCGGCCAGGAAAACAAAAUGCUAAAAAGUUACAUGGAAUCACUUAACGUUUGGACGUUUGGACCAGAGGUGCUCCGCCCGCAGUAUUGCUCGUGCCCAGCGUGUCGCACUCGUAGAGACACACGUGAAAGUGUUUUUGCGAAAUUUCCGCAUACAUAGACCUCACCAUGCUUGAGUAUAAUAUGGAAUUCGGUGCCUACAGUGCCCAGUAAAACUAAAAUGCUAUAUGAAAUCACUUUACACAGUGCCAGGAAAAAAAGGAAUCAUGACUUCGGACAUCCCACCCAUCACCACCUAAGUGCUCUGUGCUCGACAGUGUAUUCUGCAUUUGGUGUAUAUCCAGUAUAGAAAGUACCUGCAUUCACCCAUUGCAUCAAACACUAAUAUUAAUGUUACUUGUAUACAGUUAACAUCCUGUAAAGAACUAGUCCACGAAUUCUACCUACUAUUAAAUCUACCAGUUUAUAUGAUAAAUAGCAAUAUUAAUAUGUACAUGGUGUUGUGUUUUUUCACAAUAAAUUGAGAAAAGUAAAAAUUACCAGAAACUCAUAAUUUAAAAAAUCAUAUGCACAGGGAGGAUAUCUUUAACUUAUGAUCACUAUGAAUAUUGCCUUAUUGAUACUGUAGGGAGAUUUUUGCUUUUAAUAAUUCCAUUAAUUAAUUCAGAGCAUGAUAAGGUAUUAUAAUAAUUAAACAUUGUAUUUGAUAUUAGAUGCAAACAGUACAAAAAUAUGUUUAUGCAGACUGACUUUGUGAUAAUAUGAGAUAACAUUUGUGUCGUGGGCUUUGGUGUGAACGGAAACUGCAUUUUAGGGGGAAAUAUUUAAAACCAUGAUUUCAUUUAAGCAAUAAAGUUGAAGUAAAAAAUUAUUAUGAAAGCAUUUGAAACAACAAAAACUCAUAAGAACUUUUGAUUUACGAUUUUUUUUAAUAAUCUCCAAUGUAUUGAUUUUUUUAAUGGUUAAAUUGCACGCGCAUACAAUAAUCCUUGCGCGAGUAAACAAAUUUUAAUUUAUUUAAUGUUUCUUGGUCUAGAUUAAAAUGCCUUUAAAUUAAUUAUUUAAUGAAAAAUAAUUAUUUUUAGAUUUAUAAAUCAUAUUAUUAGACGAGAUUUUUAAUAACUUAUUUCAAAAAGGGGUUAUAUAAUCAAUUGAUUCUGGAGUAAGAGUCUUAUCAAAUUGGUGCUUAUAAUUUACUCUUAUUCUUUGGGUAUUCAUAAAAGAAUAUAUCUUGAUCAUCAUACAAUUAUUUAAUAAUUUUAAAUAAAUAUUUAUUUUUCUGGUAUUGCCUUUUAUGUCACACACCUGUAUUACCUUUACUGUUGGUAAUACAGAAAAUUAAAAUAGCAAAAAAAACGAUCUAUAAAAAAGAGCGUCUGUGCUGAGCACACGUGUUAAAGUGAAACUUCUUUGGCAAGAUUCAUUGAUACCAAAAUUGUCGCCUUACUCCAUGAUGUGACGGUAUUGCCAUGACGUGACCUUGAAAUUUUACUCUCAACGCGCCUAAAGAAGUUUCACUUCAAAAAUAAUGACAAUUCAUACAAAGCACUCAAACCGUCUUUAAAAUCGGUAGUUACACAUAAGAGAUUUUUAUAAUUUCUUACAAAUUGUCCACUUUGAUAAUAGUGAUAUCAUAGGAUGGAAUAGCCGAAAUAAGAGUUUUUGUAAAAAUAGAUGUAAUACCAUAUCCCUUAGUAUUGUAUUGUUUAGAGGUCGAUGCGGCGCUUGAGACGCACUGCAGCACAAUGCUGGUUAGCGUGCAAACAGACGAUUUCACCAAAAGGACUGACUUAUUUGUAAAUAAUUUAUCGAUGCGAAAUAAAAGAACAAAGAUGUCUCAUAUUUAUUUGUUAGUGCGAAUGUUGUUGGCGACUCGUCAGGUUGAUUAUUGUUAGUUGUAAUCACUCAUUGGUGUUUUGAUGGACGGAUUCGCUUACUGUAUAUUAUAAAGGUACGUCACAAUAGCUGUUAAUUAUUUCCGCGGUUAUAUUUUUGUAUCUUAGACUGUUAGUUUCUUCCAUAUUCAUGGAUCUGUCCAUUAAAACGUGCGAUAUCAUUCUCGCGAGACGUUGUAAAUUAAACACUUGUAAUUUGUAUACAUUUUAUUCGAUUAUUCCCAAACAGUGUGAUGUGGCCUUACGCAAUAGGUACAUUUGCUGUUGUUAAUAUGUAAAUAAAAGUUGAAUUAUUGUAAAUAAUAAAAUAUAUGUUUUUUGCU
Molecule: messenger RNA, 4202 nt
Organism: Colias croceus (clouded yellow)
Lineage: Eukaryota; Metazoa; Arthropoda; Insecta; Lepidoptera; Pieridae
Gene: Mau2
Product: MAU2 chromatid cohesion factor homolog
Exons: 12
Coding region: 35-1924 (629 amino acids)
Biological process (GO): maintenance of mitotic sister chromatid cohesion; mitotic sister chromatid cohesion
Cellular component (GO): chromatin; SMC loading complex
Molecular function (GO): protein binding; double-stranded DNA binding
Source: RefSeq, a predicted model, not a curated record